AUGGCUACUACCAACUCUGAAGGCGUCAAGAUGAUCAACAUCACCACCUCCGAUGGCAUCCAAAUGGACGUCGAGCGCCCGGUCGCCGAGCGCUCCAUCCUGAUCAAGAACUUGCUCGAGGAUCUCGGUGGUGAAUCCUCAGAGUCCAUCCCCAUUCCCAACGUCAACGAGGCCGUCAUGAAGAAGGUCAUCGAGUGGUGCGGCCACCACAAGAACGACCCGCCCGCCACCCAGGACGACGACUCCGACUCGCGCAAGAAGUCCACCGACAUCGACGAGUGGGACCAAAAGUUCAUGCAGGUCGACCAGGAGAUGCUGUUCGAGAUCAUCCUCGCCGCCAACUACCUCGACAUCAAGGCUCUUCUCGACGUCGGCUGCAAGACCGUCGCGAACAUGAUCAAGGGCAAGUCCCCCGACGAGAUCCGCAAGACGUUCAACAUCCAGAACGACUUUACCCCCGAGGAGGAGGAGCAGAUCCGCCGCGAGAACGAGUGGGCCGAGGACCGCUAA
Molecule: messenger RNA, 510 nt
Organism: Alternaria ethzedia
Lineage: Eukaryota; Fungi; Ascomycota; Dothideomycetes; Pleosporales; Pleosporaceae
Exons: 2
Coding region: 1-510 (169 amino acids)
Biological process (GO): SCF-dependent proteasomal ubiquitin-dependent protein catabolic process; mitotic cell cycle
Cellular component (GO): cytoplasm; nucleus
Molecular function (GO): cullin family protein binding
Source: RefSeq, a predicted model, not a curated record